UGUCUCCACGGUUACACUGACAGCACCUGAGGUUCAAGUAGGUCAAACCCUGUUUAGCAGCUCUUCAAGUUACUCUCUUCUGGAGUUUAUUGGUGAAGGCUGCUUUGGUAAAGUGGCCAAGUGCCAGAAUCUGACAACAAAGGAGACUGUGGCUGUUAAGAUCCUUAAGAAGGGCACUGAUUUUAUCCAAGACACUGAGAAAGAGGUGUCCAUGUUAAAGGUCAUCAGUGUCCUGAAUUCAGACCACACCAAUGUGGUGAAGUUCUUCGAGCGGUUUGAAUACAUGGGACAGACCUGUCUAGCAUUCGAGAUGCUGGACAGAAGCCUUUAUGAGCUGCUCCAAGAACGAAACUGGAAGCCUCUGUCUCUGAACGAGAUCCGGCCAAUCACAAAACAAUUGUUGGUGGCCUUGGCUGCUCUGAAGGAACUUGGUGUCCUGCAUACCGAUAUUAAACCAGAUAACAUUAUGUUUGUUAACAAGCAGGACCAACCCCUCAGGGUCAAAUUAAUAGACUUUGGUGAAGCCAUUCCAGCCUCGAAAGUCCAGCCUGGGCUGGACCUUCAGCCAGUCGGAUAUAGGGCUCCUGAAAUUGCCCUUGGCUUUCCCUUCACUGAGGCUAUAGAUGUGUGGGGAGUCGGCUGUACUCUAGCCUUCCUCUACCUCGCUGACAAUCUCUUUCCUGUGGAAUGCGACUAUCAGAUGGUUGGUCAGCUAUCUCAGACAAAUGCUGAGAAUCAAAUGGAAACUUAUUCAGCUGAUGUGAUUCUGUAUUCUGUCUGCAGAUGAAGUGCAUGGUUGAGG
Lates calcarifer (barramundi perch) is the source of this 802-nucleotide messenger RNA. RefSeq names its product homeodomain-interacting protein kinase 1-like. The transcript has 4 exons. Gene Ontology annotation, cellular component: nucleus; PML body; cytoplasm. The record is from RefSeq and is a predicted model, not a curated record. Gene Ontology annotation, molecular function: protein tyrosine kinase activity; protein serine/threonine kinase activity; ATP binding. Lineage: Eukaryota; Metazoa; Chordata; Actinopteri; Centropomidae. Gene Ontology annotation, biological process: intrinsic apoptotic signaling pathway in response to DNA damage by p53 class mediator; peptidyl-threonine phosphorylation; positive regulation of transcription by RNA polymerase II. The coding region runs from base 212 to 787 and encodes 191 amino acids.